AUGGGGCGCAUAAUCAUCACCAAUGCCACAAUCCUCGCGCUGGAUGAGAAGGACACAUUCCUCUACCCAAGCUAUCUCGAGAUCCGCGACGACAAGAUCUACUCCCUCGGCGAUACUGCCCCAGACUUCUCGCACGAUGGCUACACGGGCGCGACAGAGUCCAUCGACGGCACCGAUAAGCUCCUGAUGCCUGGCCUGGUAGACCUGCACUUCCACACCUCCAUAGCCAAAGGUUACGAGGACGACCUCCCGCUCUGGGAGUACCUGGACGAGAUCUGGUAUCCGGCGAUCCGGGCCCUGACACCCGAGACGGCACGCCUCGCAGCACUGCACUCCUACGCCACGGCGUUGAAAUCAGGGACCACGACGGUGAACGAUAUGUACCGACAACUGUCGUCAUUGGCGUCUGCGGCAGAGCAGAUCGGCAUCCGCGCCGUGCUGAGCAACGACAUUGCACUACCGGAGCACAGGCUUGACUCGGUCGCCGAUAACAUCGCUGCGUUCCGGGCUCAUCACGGUUCGGCUGACGGUCGCGUUACCGUGUGGAUGGGGCUCGAGUGGCUUCCGCUGGCAGACGAGGCUUUACUGAAAGAGCUAGCGAAGACGAAGCGCGAGCUGGGGACCGGCCUGCACAUCCACCUCUGCGAAUCCCGCUCCGAGCUCGCGGAUUGUGCUACGCGUUACGGUGACAGAACGCCUAUCCAAGUGGCUUAUGACGCAGGGCUGCUUGGGCCUGAUACCGUGGCUGCGCAUUGCGUCCAUCUGAGUGAUAGCGACAUCGAGCUCCUGGCCAAAACAAGCACCAACGUCAGUAUCAACAGCGGCUCGAAUGCCAAGGUCGGGAACGGCAUUGCACGGCUCGGUGCUCUCGUCGAUCGGGGCGUCAACUGCGGGAUGGGCGUUGAUGCUUGCGAGUGCCACAAUAGUACCGAUAUGUUCGAGGAGAUGAAGAUCACGUCGUACAUGCAGCGCGCCCUCCACGAGAACGCGGCGCUUGGGCGGUCGAGCCAGAUGCUUCAGAUGGCGACUGUGAAUGGCGCGCGUGCCUUGGGCGUGGAGGCUGGUGUGCUGGCGGCGGGGAAGAAAGCAGAUAUAAUCAUCAUAGAUCUCAAGAAGGACAUGAUGUUUACACCUCUGUUGAAGGCGCCGACAGAGAGUAGGCGGAAGCAGCUGGAAAGCCAUCUUGUAUUUGGGUGCAACGGGACGGCGGUGCAGACGGUUAUCGUAAACGGUCAGGUGGUCGUGCGGGAUCGUGUGGUGCUGGGUAUUGACGAGGAGGACAUCAGAUCGCAGAUGGACCAAGUCUUUGCGGACCUGGUUGACGAUAUGGAGAGUAAGAGGAUUCAGAGGCCGAAACAUUGA
This is a messenger RNA of Anthostomella pinea, 1362 nucleotides long. The record is from the annotation of a GenBank genome assembly. Lineage: Eukaryota; Fungi; Ascomycota; Sordariomycetes; Xylariales; Xylariaceae.